UAGGCAACUACACAGUAGCACCUCCCGCUAUCUCUCCUAUAAAAAGGUUUCCUCCAUUGAAGCUUUUUCUCUGACUCAAUUUCUGAAAGAGAAUCACUCACAUUGUAUAGAACUCUGCUUUGGAGACUCAUAUUUCUCCAAUGGCGGUUUAUUCGAGAUUGUAUCUCUCUCUUUGUUCAUUGCUCCUUGUGAUGGUACUAGUCAUCAAUGCCACCCACGGUCAUAGUGCUGAAGAAGCUCAUGAGCAAUUUCAGAGCUUAAAAAACUCGACAAUGGGGAGUAGGUUAAGUGAAGAAAAUGUACCGAACCAUGAACAUGCCGUAGAUGAUCCGGAAAUGGUGGCCUCAAUGGUAGACAUGAGCAUUAGGAAUAGUACAGAAAGGAGAAAAUUGGGCUUUUUCUCAUGUGGAACUGGAAAUCCUAUUGACGACUGCUGGCGUUGUGACCGUAAUUGGCAACGUAACCGCAAGCGCCUAGCUGAAUGUGCUAUUGGCUUUGGGCGCAACGCUAUUGGUGGCCGUGAUGGCAAGUACUAUGUUGUCACUGAUCCAAAUGAUGACGACCCUGUAAAUCCCAGACCUGGAACACUUCGUCAUGCUGUAAUUCAGGACAGACCGUUGUGGAUAGUGUUUAAACGUGAUAUGGUCAUUACCCUUAAACAAGAGCUAAUUAUGAACAGUUUCAAGACAAUUGAUGGACGUGGUGUGAAUGUUCAUAUUGCCAAUGGGGCUUGCAUCACCGUCCAAUUUGUCACUAAUAUCAUUAUUCAUGGCAUCAAUAUUCAUGAUUGUAAACCAACCGGUAAUGCCAUGGUUCGAAGUUCACCGGGUCAUUAUGGCUGGAGGACAAUGGCUGAUGGAGAUGGCAUUUCCAUUUUUGGGUCCAGCCACAUAUGGGUUGAUCACAACUCUCUUGCUAACUGUGCUGAUGGUCUCAUUGAUGCUAUCAUGGGAUCUACCGCAAUUACCAUCUCCAACAAUUAUUUUACACACCACAAUGAGGUGAUGUUAUUGGGGCACAGCGACUCCUAUGUUAGAGAUAAGAUUAUGCAGGUGACUAUUGCCUACAACCAUUUUGGUGAGGGUCUCUUUCAGAGAAUGCCAAGGUGUAGACAUGGUUAUUUCCAUGUGGUGAACAAUGACUAUACACAUUGGGAGAUGUAUGCCAUUGGUGGCAGUGCUUCUCCUACAAUUAACAGCCAAGGCAACAGAUAUCUUGCCCCAGCCAACCCUUUUGCCAAACAGGUGACACAUAGAGUGGAGCAAUCAGAAGUGUGGAAGCAUUGGAACUGGAGAUCAGAGGGAGACCUUAUGCUUAAUGGAGCCUUCUUUACCCCAUCUGGACGUGGUGCUGCAGCCAGCUAUGCUAGGGCUUCAAGCUUAGCAGCAAAGUCCUCUUCACUGGUUGGCAGUCUUACCUCAAAUGCCGGUGCACUUUCCUGUCACAGGGGCUACCAAUGUUAAUGUCUAAGACAUUGAACAUCUGGUGUUGAACACAACAACAUAUUACUUUCACCUAUCCGGUGAAAUUGUCAUGUAAUCUAGCCAAUUUUAUUCCUUCUCUACCUUGCAUCCCUUCCUAAACAUCUCACCAGCAAGAUACAUAUGUAUUUCUCUUAUACGCUAAAAUGAUUUGAACCCCCUUGUCCAUUGUUCCACCGGUCUAAUGUAGCAGCGCUCAACCUCGCCCUGCCUCAGUGAGAACAUUUUAACUCUGAGGAUCUGUGGAGCAGGUGUUGAAGUGUUGUCUUUCUUGUUCCUUACCUUAAACAUCUGAUACCUCCUUGAUCAUUUCCCCUUCUCUUUUACAAUGUUUGUUUUAAAUUGUUGAUCACCAAACUACUCUUGGUUACGGUUGAUAGGAACCCGACUUCUUUCUUUCUCUUCCUCUCAGAUAUGGAGCAUUCAGAAGCAUAGUACUAAAAUGAUUGCAGAAAACAGGCACAAUAAGAAAAAAAAUACGAAGACAAUGAAAGUUGAUUUUUCUGGUUUAUUGUUAAACAUGUUUAGCUUUAGGCGUUGAAACUGUAAUCUUAUAUAAUGUAAUUAUUAUGGUUUUGCUUCA
Messenger RNA from Capsicum annuum, 2064 nucleotides. RefSeq names its product probable pectate lyase 8. The record is from RefSeq and is a predicted model, not a curated record. The transcript is spliced from 7 exons. Lineage: Eukaryota; Viridiplantae; Streptophyta; Magnoliopsida; Solanales; Solanaceae. Bases 141 to 1463 code for a protein of 440 amino acids. Gene Ontology annotation, molecular function: pectate lyase activity.